CAUCCAUUCUAACUCAAGUAAUCAUAUUCAAUAUUCGAAUUUGAGAUCACCCCACGACUCCAUCGUGAUAUACAACCUUGUUAUCGUAUCUUCGAUAGCAUAACUUAGUUCCUACAAAACUUAUUUGCUUAUUACAAAUUACAUACUACACAAACUUAUAUAUAUAGCUUGAAGAUUAGAGUACCUUCUUCUAUCAAUUUCUCCAAGAAAAACAAAAUGUUGAGGAAGAAGCUGAGAAUUUCAACACCCUUUUUACAAAGAUUAUUAUUGGGAAGAAGGGAAAUAGUGAUUUCUUCUAAAACCCAAUUCGAUUUUCCAUCAAUUUCUCCAAAAGUUGAGCAAUUUCCUCAAUUUAUACAAUCUAGAAAGCUUAAUUUUCUUAGAAAAGAUUUGGGUUUUUCUGGGAGAACCCUUUUUAGCACUGAAGCUGCUCAAAAAUUUUCUUGCUGGAAUUGUUGUAAUGGGGUUUCUUCAAAUACGACACCGUUUCUUGUUUGCAAUGCUUGUGGCUGUGUACAACCUGUAGAUCAAUCUGUUGAUUAUUUCCAGAUUUUUGGACUGGAGAAGAAGUAUGAAAUUGAGGGGGAGAAUCUAGAGCGCAAGUAUAAAGACUGGCAGAGGAAGCUACAUCCGGACUUGGUUCACACGAAAUCUCAGAAAGAAAGGGAGUAUGCUGCUGAACAAUCUGCUCGUGUCAUUGAUGCUUACCGCACACUAACUGAUCCAUUGUCAAGGGCAAUAUACAUUCUGAAGUUGGAAGGUGUGCAUGUGGAUGAAGAGGAGAAGAUUGAUGACGUAGAGUUGCUGACUGAGAUGCUGGAAAUCAGAGAAACUGUUGACGAAGCUAAUGACUCACAGGAACUUAAACAAAUUCAGGGGCAGAUACAAGGAAAGUUCGAACAAUCAUCCAACUCUUUUGCAGACGCCUUCCAAAGUAGAAAGUAUGAAGAAGCUUUGGCUGCAAUUCGAAGGAUGACUUACUACAAGCGCGCAAACGAAGAGAUAGUGAGAAAGCUCUAGUUUAUGGAACUAAAGAAAAUGGGAAAUGGAGAAACAUGUAGAGUUGAUACAUGUUGGAAUUGAAUAAUUGUCAUAUCAAUUUACAUGCAACAUUCAACAUUCGUUGGAUGAUAUACGAAGAUUACUAUCUCCGUAAGGAGUGCUAGAAGAAAUUCAUGGGCUAUGAAAAGGAGGAAGUUGAUUUCUUUGAAAUACUGAUUUUAGAAUUUUCAUUAAUUGAUUUAUCCUUAUAGUGUACUGUAAUUAUAAUUGUUUGCGACUAUAGAUAAAUGCGAUGUUAUUUGUGUAUUUGUAGGGAGUUAUAAAAUGAUAUCUUGUAGAA
Molecule: messenger RNA, 1342 nt
Organism: Solanum pennellii
Lineage: Eukaryota; Viridiplantae; Streptophyta; Magnoliopsida; Solanales; Solanaceae
Product: iron-sulfur cluster co-chaperone protein HscB, mitochondrial
Exons: 7
Coding region: 217-1020 (267 amino acids)
Biological process (GO): [2Fe-2S] cluster assembly; protein complex oligomerization
Molecular function (GO): ATPase activator activity; protein-folding chaperone binding
Source: RefSeq, a predicted model, not a curated record